AUGAAUUACAUGGAUUCACAAUCACAAUAUACGCAACUUCAAAAAAUUGAUCUUCAUCACCGUACGUUUGUUUCGUUAAAUUCAAUGCCUACAUAUUAUACUCAACAAGAUCCUAAACAUGUAUCUUCAUUAAAUUAUGUUGAAACGCGUAAUACGAAUGUAUCAAUUGAUCAAUCAUUUAGUCAUGAACAAGCAGAUAAAUGA
Messenger RNA from Rotaria socialis, 204 nucleotides. The record is from the annotation of a GenBank genome assembly. NCBI's taxonomy places the organism in Eukaryota, Metazoa, Rotifera, Eurotatoria, Philodinida, Philodinidae.